AUGCCCUGGCGACCCAACGUAUUCAAGUCGAAGAAGGACAAGAAGAGCGGCGGCGAGUCGUCCGCGGGCGACCGCCGUCCUGGCACUCGCGGCGGUGAACCUGGCUUUAGCCACAAAGCCGAGGCGACGGGCUACUGCCCCCAGUCAAAUCUCGACGUCCACCCUGGGACGCGGGUCUGGCUCCCUGAGGAGAUCGAGGAGCGCAACCACCCCGGAAGGCGUCUUAUCAUCCCUGAGAGUCCCGCGGACGAAGAGCCGUCGCAGCAGCAAAUGGACCGGUAA
Molecule: messenger RNA, 282 nt
Organism: Rhodotorula toruloides NP11
Lineage: Eukaryota; Fungi; Basidiomycota; Microbotryomycetes; Sporidiobolales; Sporidiobolaceae
Exons: 2
Coding region: 1-282 (93 amino acids)
Source: RefSeq, a predicted model, not a curated record